Molecule: messenger RNA, 1941 nt
Organism: Raphanus sativus (radish)
Lineage: Eukaryota; Viridiplantae; Streptophyta; Magnoliopsida; Brassicales; Brassicaceae
Product: protein RRP6-like 3
Biological process (GO): nuclear polyadenylation-dependent antisense transcript catabolic process; poly(A)-dependent snoRNA 3'-end processing; nuclear polyadenylation-dependent snRNA catabolic process
Cellular component (GO): nucleolus; nuclear exosome (RNase complex)
Molecular function (GO): 3'-5'-RNA exonuclease activity; nucleotide binding
Source: RefSeq, a predicted model, not a curated record
AUGUCCACUUCAAUUUAUUCAUCUACCCCGGAUGAGAAGUUCCAUUAUCUUCUCGAGGCUAUUAAACGAUCAAACAUGAUCUGUUUCCAGUUGUACACCAAAGAAAAAAAAAUUCAUGAUGAAAGCACGCGAUAUGUACUCUCAGACCAAGCUAUUGUUGCUCUUGCCUGUAAGCAGCCUACAACAACUGAUGAAGUGUAUGAUUCGAUAGCUCAAGCUGAUUUGGCUACAGAGUCUUCACCAAGCUUGAGUUUCUCAAUUCAGUCGUCUCCAUCUUCUGUUGUUUGUAGUCAUUUGGAUGAUGUUUAUCAAAUGACUAGGGACAAGUUAGCUAAACUGGAUGCUCUUUUUACCACUAGUUCUUGAGAAAUGUUAUGUCCAGUUUCUGUCUUCAACUAUUCCCUUUUGAUAAACUUCAAGACAAAACUCGGUGUCCACUCUGGUCUCAAGCAAAAUGGUCAUAAGAAAAACUUUGGUGUCACUCGGAAGUCAUCGAGAGAUCUUUUUGCCAAGAAGUUUUCUUGCAAGGCUCCUGUUUAUCACAACUACAGAAUAAACGCAAAUGAUGGACGGUUGCUAUGCUACUGCGAUAGAAGAAAGCUUGAGUGGUAUCUGAACCGUGGUCUUGCGAAGCUAGUUCAAGAAGAAGCACCUGCGAUAAUGAUUUUGUUCGAACCUAAAGGACGUCGUCCAGAAGAUGAAGGGAAUGGCUUUUACAUUCAGACCAAGAAGAAAUGUGUUGGAUGUGGAGAAGGGAAUCACUAUCUGCAUUACGGGAUAAUACCUUCUUGCUAUAGAGUUCAUUUUCCAGAGCAUUUAAAAAGUCACAGGUCUCAUGAUAUAGUUCUAAUCUGUGUGGGCUGUCAUGAAGUUGCGCAUGCUGCUGCAGAGAGGUACAAGAGACAAGUCGCUAUAGAGUUUGGCAUUCCUCUUUUUGUUCGUAGAGUACUUGAUUCAAAAGAAGCACAAGGGCAGCAUCUUCUGUUGGAGUGUGAUGAAUCAAGGGGUAAUAACGUUGAGGAUGCUGGUGUCUCUCCGUUACAUCUUAGAACAGCAGCAAUGGCGCUCUUGAGACAUGGGAAUAGAAUGCCAUCUAGUCGCCAUGAGGAAUUGUUGCAGACUGUAAAGAGUUAUUAAGGUGGACGGGACAUAUCUGAAGAAGAUUUGGAGAGAGCUCUGCUCAUUGGGUUGAGCCCUCACGAGAGACGCAAACUCGAAAGAAAGAAAGAAAGGUGUCUCUCUCAAAUAUUCUGCAGAGGUUGCUCAUAUGGGCAAACAAGAAACCAGUAGCAACCAGUAUCAUAUGAUAUAUAUAUAUAUAUAUAUAUAUAAUGUUGUCAUGGUUUCUUCAAAACCUGUUUAGGUGAUAAAGGCUAUGCAUAAUGAUAUAUGUACUGAUGAUGCAAACAGUUUUUUUUUAAAAUCUUGUUCAGUUGAAGAACAUGGCGAGGAAGCUCUUGGAGAUUCUGAGAAAGACAAAAAUGAAGAAAGUAGGAUAGUUGCAGAUGAUAGUGGAGGAGAUGGAGCUUUAGAGCUAAAUGAUACUAAGUGUAAUGGAAAUACAUCGCAGCAACAGAACUCGAAACUCCCCUUGCUAGGACAUGGACCGCACGGGAAACAGGUUGUGGAGUAUCUCUUAAGGGAACAUGGAGAGGAUGGUGCAAGGGAUUUCUGCCAAAGGUGGAUACACAACUUUGGGGGUUUACAUCGCAAUACUUACCGACAGUUGCCUUCACUCCCUUGGGGGGGGGGGGGGGGUUUAAUGUUUGGAUGCUUUAUGACAGACAACUUUGGUGUCAAAACUAAAGCAAAUUUGUGUGGACCUUGUUCUUUACAAGGGUUGGGUUUGAUUGUUUUGUUACCAGUGGCCGAAGAGACUUUGGAGAGUUCAACGUUUAUAAUCCCUCAAAGAGACACUCAGCCGAGUAACUCAUCUCAACC